UUUUUUUUUACUUUCUAAUCAUCCCAUCUUUUAGGUGUCAGUAGUGCUAUUGAAUUUUUAAAAUCUAUUUGAAUUUAUACUUUCGUAUAUCACCGUCAGAUAUUAGCGCCAUCGAAAUUUUUUCUGUAUUGUUUUUUCUAUUCCUAAUUCGUGAUUAGUUUAGGUUAGUUUCGAUAACGAGAUUUAUUCUCUUGAGUUAAUACAAGUUAAUAUAUCAAUAAGAUAAGAAAGAACUGGUUAUUAUUUUUUUGGUUGUACUCUCAUUUAAAUAAUUUAUUCAAAGAUUAUCAUGGAUCAGACUAAGAAACGACAAGUACCUUCGUCAUUGAAAAAAAUAUUAGCAUUUGAUAUUUAUUUAAGCUAUGCUUUUGUAACUACAUUUGAAAAAUAUGUAACAUUUAAACAACUCAAAACACAUUAUAAAGCAUUAGAGAUAUCGUGUCAUGGAAUUACUUGGAUGGCAUUAACAUUAGCUUCGAUAUGGAUUUUUAACAGUACAUCUCUUUAUCAAAUGCAAGUUAACCUUUUCAUAGGCUUCAUUAUUGAUAUAUUCAUAACUGCAAUAUUGAAAGCAUUAACAAGAAGAAGACGACCUGCAGUUAAUGAUGAUCUUUUUUCAAUUGGUCCUGAUAAAUACUCAUUUCCAUCAGGACAUGCAUCCCGAUCUACUUUCAUUGUUUAUUUCUUUUUAUAUAUAUGGGAAGUGCCUUCUAUUUUUACACUAUCCCUAAUAUCUUGGUGUGUUUGUGUAUGUUUAUCUAGACUUUUAAUGAGACGACAUAAUAUUCUUGACAUUUGUGCUGGUAUAGGUUUAGGUAUUAUUGAAGCAAAGUUCAUUAAUUAUUUAUACCUAAGUCAGGAAACAUGUAUAAAUUUAAUUUCCUGGAUUACAAGUGAGAGAGUUGAUGACCUUUAAA
Molecule: messenger RNA, 917 nt
Organism: Polistes dominula (European paper wasp)
Lineage: Eukaryota; Metazoa; Arthropoda; Insecta; Hymenoptera; Vespidae
Product: polyisoprenoid diphosphate/phosphate phosphohydrolase PLPP6
Molecular function (GO): sphingosine-1-phosphate phosphatase activity
Source: RefSeq, a predicted model, not a curated record